AUCAUCACACAGAGAAUCUCAGCCUCGCACUCCACACCAAACACGGCGAACAGCACUUUUAACUGCACUUUAAAUAAACAUGGGCGUCUUCUUCUCUAACCUUUGGACGCGUCUGUUUGAGAAAAAGGAGAUGAGGCUGCUUAUGGUUGGUCUGGAUGCAGCAGGGAAAACUACAGUCCUCUACAAACUCAAACUGGGUGAAGUUGUCACAACUAUUCCAACUUUAGGAUUUAAUGUGGAGACGGUGGAAUAUAAAAACAUCUCGUUCACUGUGUGGGAGGUCGGUGGUCAGGAUAUUAUCAGACGCCUCUGGAGACACUAUUAUCAGAACACCAAGGGUCUGAUCUUCGUGGUGGACAGCAGUGAUCGGGACAGGAUUGAAACGGCAGCAGAGGAGCUGAAGAUGAUGCUGGCGGAGGACGAGAUGAGAGACGCUGUUUUACUAGUUCUGGCUAACAAGCAGGAUUUACCCAAAGCCAUGGCGGCCCACGAGCUCACAGAAAGACUGGGUUUACAUGCACUAAGAGGAAGACAGUGGUUUGUUCAGUCCACAUGUGCAGUUCAGGGAUCGGGUUUAUACGAAGGACUCGACUGGCUCACAGAUCAACUCUCCAAACGAUAAUCCUGGAAGAACUGAAGAAAACACAGCAAAUCCCCUCUGAAUGUAGCCUUAGUACUGCAGGACAUCUUUAGGACUGCUUUAUUUUUAUUCUCAAUAUUAUUCUACAUCUUAAGAUAUCACUCUGUCUCUGUAUAAUUAACUUGACCUCUGUAGACUUUUUUUUUUGUAAUAAUCUUUGACUGUUUUUAAAACUAAGAUUGCCUGAUAUGCUUUUGUAUUAUGUUUAAUAAAUGUAUAUAUAUUUAUUUACAAAAUUA
Molecule: messenger RNA, 879 nt
Organism: Danio rerio (zebrafish)
Lineage: Eukaryota; Metazoa; Chordata; Actinopteri; Cypriniformes; Danionidae
Gene: arf4b
Product: ARF GTPase 4b
Biological process (GO): vesicle-mediated transport
Cellular component (GO): Golgi apparatus
Molecular function (GO): GTPase activity; GTP binding
Source: RefSeq, marked provisional